Molecule: messenger RNA, 4624 nt
Organism: Ahaetulla prasina
Lineage: Eukaryota; Metazoa; Chordata; Lepidosauria; Squamata; Colubridae
Product: heme-binding protein 1-like
Exons: 7
Coding region: 2837-3568 (243 amino acids)
Source: RefSeq, a predicted model, not a curated record
CCAAUAGAGAGGAGUGGAGCGCGGACCCCGUCCCCUCUCCCCUUUGGCGCUGGGCGCGCUCCCUCUCUGGGCGGAGCCGGGGCGGGGCCUGAUGUCAAGUUCCCCUCCCUGGUCGGUCGUAAACUCUCGUCCCGGGUUGGAUUCCCUCAGCGCCCGAUAUACGGGUGCCCCCCCCUCCUCCUCCACUCCCCAGGCGCUUUUUAGAGCGAGUGGCUUUUUUCCUCGCCUCUGCGUCGAUGUCUCGCCGUGCCCGCGCCUGGCUCUGCCCUCUUGAGAGGGGUCGACCGGUGCUUCGCCAAGUUUGCCCCUCCCUGCCCCGCGAUUAAAGGCGCUUGUGCCUCUGCCGUUCCAGCCCCGCUUGUCGGAGCGGACCGUCUUGUCACCUCCGUCGAGCAGCUGUGGCUUAAAAGAAAAGCUUACCGGCACCUCGCUUUUCUUGCGCAAGCCGGCAGGAGCAAAUUCACCCAGGCGCAGCUUCCCCGUUACUCAACCUGUUAGCCCCUUUACCUGUUGAAAACUGCCUGUUACACAGGAGGUAACCGGCUAGAAGGAAAAAGGUGUUUGUUUUUUUAAAGCUUGCACGAUAUCGCCAUAAGUGUUCCCAAAUGUCAAUGAGAUAAGAUUCUUUAUUCCAUAAAGGAGUCUCGGUUCCUGUUAUUUGAGAUUUCACUGGCCCUCUUACUUGAAAUAGAAAUCUAGGCUUCAGGGAGCAUUAAAUAUGGCAAAAAGUUUGAAGCUUAGUUACAGCAUUUACCUAUUUCUGACCCCUCUGAUCUAAGUGUAUAAAUAGGAGAAAAGGCUACAAAGUUGAAUAGAGUAGGCCCACCUGCAGUAACUUCUAAGAGAUGCAUUAAAAAAACCUGUAAAAGGUAAAUUUACAGUUGGUAAUAUUUACAAUUAAAAAUUCACAGAUGAAUUUUUAAAUAUAAUUAUAAGUAUUAUUUUAUUAUACAGAAAGAACCAUAUAUAACAAUGAUGUUUAUUUCACUGUUAGAAUUUUUAAAGGUUUUCCAAAUUUUCCAAAAUAUUUUUUUAUAUAAAAAUAUUUUUAAACAAUUCAUUUCAAAAUUAUCAACAAGAAGUUUUUCUUAGGUCAGUAGGAUGGGAAAUUACAAAGUAACAUGAAAUAGGAAAUUUCAAAACAGGUUCUUCAAACAUCUUUGCUAAAGUUGAGCCUAAAAAAAUUUCUUUGACAUGAAUUAGCAAUAAACUUUUUCCCAAACGAAGUGAACAGCAGGAUAGUAGCAAUUGUACACGUGCUGUAAUAAUUCUGAGUUUAAAAUAAUGUACAAUAUUUAGUACUCAGGAUGAGUAAAUACAACUUCAGAAUCAAAUGCAACUUUUCUCUGAAAAUUAUUUAUAUGGUAUAACAGUUUGUCAUAGCUGUUGUCUUCAUGUUCUGCUCAACUUGUCAGAGGAAUCUAGCUAGCAUUUGUGGCAAGAAUCAAUUGGACUAGAUCCAAUGAAAAGUUUUUUUAAAAUUCCUAACCAGUUCAUCAAUACUUGCUGGCUUAUGUAUUGAAUAGAGUAGGCUAGGGUAGGGUAGAGUAGACUAGGAAUAGGAAUAGGAAUAGGAAUAGGAAUAGGAAUAGGAAUAGGAAUAGGAAUAGGAAUAGGAAUAGGAAUAGGAAUAGGGAGAGUUAGAACGAACCUUGGAGGUCUUCUAGUCCAACCCCAUGCUUAGGCAGGAAACCCUACACCACUUCAGACAAAUGGUUAUCCAACAUCUUAAAAACUUCCAGUGUUGGAGCAUUCACAACUUCUGGAGGCAAGUUGUUCCACUGAUUAAUUGUUCUGUUAGGAAAUUUCUCCUUAGUUCUAAGUUGCUUCUCUCCUUGAUUAGUUUCCACCCAUUGCUUCUUGUCCUGCCUUCAGGUGCUUUGGAGAAUAGCUUGACUCCCUCUUCUUUGUGGCAGCCCCUGAGGUAUUAGAGCACUACUAUCUUGUCACCCCUAGUCCUUCUUUUCAUUAAGCUAGACAUACCCAAUUCCUGCAGCCGUUCUUCAUAUGUUGCUCUUCUCGGCACUCUUUCUAGAGUCUCCACAUUUUUUUUACAUCGUGGCAACCAAAACUGAAUGCAGUAUUCCAAGUAUGGCCUUACCAAGGCAUUAUAAAGUGGUAUUAACGCUUCACGUGAUCUUGAUUCUGUCCCUCUGUUUAUGCAGCCUAGAACUAUAUUCCCUUUUUUGGUGAAAUAUAAGCCACACUGCUGGCUUAUAUUUAAAUUGUUGUCCACUAGGACUCCAAGAUCCCUCUCACAGUUAGUACUAUUGAGCGAGGUACCACAUAUAUGGUACCUGUGCAUUUUGGGUGUGGGUUUUUUUUGCCUAAAUGUAGAACCUUACUUUUUUCACCAUUGAAUUUCAUUUUGUUAGAUAGCACCCAAUGUUCAAGUCUGUCAAGAUCCUUCUGUAUCUUAAGCCUAUCUUCUGGAGUGUUGGCUAUUCCUGCCAGCUUGGUGUCAUCUGCAAAUUUGAUGAGUUCCCCAUCUAUCCCCUUGUCCAAGUCAUUGAUGAAGAUGUUGAAGAGUACUGGGCCUGAAACAGAGGCUUAGGGUACUCCACUGCAUACUUCCCUCCAUGUAGUUGCAGUUCCAUUGAGGACUACCUGUUGUGCGGUUGGUCAGCCAGUUACGAAUCCAUCUGGUGGUGAUGCUGUCUAACCCACAUUUUUCUACUUUAUCUAGUAGUUAGUGGACUCCAAAACCCCAGAGGGCCAACACAAGCACACGUGGCCUUCAGACAACAUACCUACAAGUACUCAAAGGCUAGUACCCACUGUUUCCCCAAUUCUACUACAGUUCCUGUUCCUCUACUACAGAAGCUGAGGUGUUAAUAUGGCUCGUAUUACCCUUGAAGAACUAAAUGAAAUGGAUGAUGAGAUACAGGAUGAAGAACAAGAACAAGAUGAAACGGAACAAAACAGGCUGUUUUCUGUGUGGGAAACAGUAGCCAACACUCAUCAAGUGAUACUUCCUCAAGACAUGGCAGGUCCAAUAGCACAGAUGACUCACCAAAACCAAGCGCGAGAGCCUGUGCCCUACACUGUUUUAUCACAGCAUGAGAAAUGCGAGGAAACAACAUAUGAAGAACGCCUAUACCCUGCUGGGAAAUGGGCAUCCAUCACCAAAGGAGAACCCAAGUAUGAGCAGAGCACCUCAUUGGGUUUCAUGAAACUUAUAAGAUACAUCUGCAAAGAGAAUUCCCUGGGCCAGCACUUGGGAAUGACAGUACCAGUGAUUAACGAGAUCCACCUGAAUAAGGAGGGUACUGAAUUGGUCCAAGAAGUCAUCACUGCUUAUUAUCUUCCUCAGGAAUUUCAGCUUAAUCCUCCCCUCCCCAUGGAUCCAGAAAUCCAAAUCCUAGAAAGAUCACCACUUCAGGUUAUCACCAGGGAGUUUUAUGGGCCAGCUACUGAGGAGACAAUCCUGCGAGAGAUUCACUUUCUUUGGGAGUUACUGGGCUCGACAGAUAAUGUGCUCCGUGAAACGUACUUGGUGGCUGCAUAUCAGAACCCUAGUAUACCCAAUCGUCGCAAUGAGAUAUGGUUUAUCCGGAGAACAGACUGAAAGCAUCAUGGAUUUCUGACAAGAUUGUAAUCCAAUGAAUUCAGUUUAGAUGGCAGUUCUAGUCUGAAGGAGAUGAAUGCACUUCCCAACUUACUCUAGAACUGACCUGAUGACCGAUUCCUUUUCCUUGAGGGCAUUAAGGAGUUGUGCUCCCUUCUAUGAGUUCAGAAAUAGGGAAAAACAAGAACAUGGAAAAGUAGUAUGGCUUUCUAAUGUUCCUGGAUGGAGCUGGCACUGGAAGAAUCAAUGGAUAUCUGCUUCAUUGACUUUGGAAUUUGUCUACGCACAGCUGAGUCAAAAUGCAUCAGAAAUUGCAAUUGUUCAGCAAUCCACAUCUGGUAUUUCAAACGUUCUGAAUUCUUCUGGAAAUUAAUUUGGAGUGCCAGUCUGUAGCUGGAUGGGGGCAUAGGUCAUUGUUUUACUUACUUAGAGAAUUUAAUUUCUGGGCAAGAGGCUAUAUCUUUUAGCCAGGUAUAUGAAAUACUUUUAAUCACCUCUGUUCCAGCUUGACGUGGAAUAAUUUCAGAUUUUCUUAACUGGGUUGAUUUGAAUAUAUCCUAGAAAGCACUUCCCAGGAACUAUCUCCCCUGAAGGGAAGAUCUGAGAAUUGGAGAUCAGAGAAAUCCUCUUCUGUUUUUCAAGAUUGGUAUAACACCUAUCUCUCUGUGACCUAUCCGCCAAAUGGACUUGUAUCCAUGGAUGCUUCCAAAGUGAUGACUGCUUUCCUCCUUCAUAGAUAUUUUUCUAUUAAUGAAAGUAAAUGGAAGCUACAGUGAAAAAAUAUAGGACACUUAUCAAUGAAAAACAUGAUUAUAUGGACCCUAGACUUUUUAUUUUCUUAAUGAACAAGGAAUUGCUAUCUAAAAGCAUCCCAUCAUUUUACAAGAUCCCCAUUGAGUGAGCCAUAUUUUUACUGGAAGUUAUAAUUUGCUGCAUUGUUAAAUUGCACUAUGUCAUAUUCUGGUUGGUUGAUUUCAUGGCCAAGAAAGUUGCUGUCUUCUCUGAAGGAGGAUAAUAGCACAGAGCAAUUGUGAAAUAAAAUCUAGCUCAAACCUU